Messenger RNA from Exophiala spinifera, 513 nucleotides. RefSeq lists its product as uncharacterized. Lineage: Eukaryota; Fungi; Ascomycota; Eurotiomycetes; Chaetothyriales; Herpotrichiellaceae. The transcript has a single exon. The coding region runs from base 1 to 513 and encodes 170 amino acids. The record is from RefSeq and is a predicted model, not a curated record.
AUGAAUUUUAGUUGGAAACUACCUAGCCACAAUCAGCCGACGCCACAUGCCUACACCAUCCCCACUCACGACACACCACCACCACCACCAACUAACAUAGAGCUAAACGACCCUAUACUAUAUAAUCGUGUAUAUCGUGUUCAUAUCUGCACCACUCACCAUUACGCCCUACGAAAUCUCGCGCGACAUCUACUGAAUAAGCAUACCCUCUCGCUAAGGCAACGAAGGGAGAUUAUUGCCACGUAUGCUGAUGAUGAUUGUGUGUCGCCCGAGCAAAUCGAGUCGCCCAUUGAGCUGGUUGACCCUAUUAAGGGGUUGGCGGCGCCAGUCACUGUCUAUCAAUGUCAAGCCAGUACAUGUCGAGUCAUUCAGAGUAAUCAUGAUAAUAUUCGAAAGCACGCCAAUCAAGAACAUGGCUGGCGGAAGUCUCAGGAUCAACCAACAUAUUGGAACAUUGUUCAAGCCCAGACCUUCUUUACCAGUCGCAAUCUCAUCAAGUACUUUGUGGUUUGA